AAACCGGCGGCGGAUCUCAGCCAAAAGCGGAAUACGGGCUUGAUCCACGCCUCAACACCGCCUCCAAUGUUCACAAUGAAAACAAGGCCGUGUUUCAAAUUUGGCCCCAUGAUCCAAACUCUACCGUCACUGGUCAGGCCAGUCGGUGACCUAUUAAGCCAAAUAUCGAAUAAGAUUAUUAAACCGACGUCAUUCAUCUAGCCCUCAUGUAUUAGCCCCAAUUUCAAUAUAUAUAUAUAGAGGAUCAGCGCUUUACAUUGAAGGCAUCUUCCCAUCUCACUCUUCUUCUGCUUUCAACUUACUACGCGAAGGGUCUUUUGACAUUUACAUAUCAUCGAAUAGACUAGAGUCUCAGAGUAUCCCACAAUAUCCACCCACCAUGAAUCAAGCACCACCGCCUGGGUCUGGUUAUGUACAACCACGAAUUUUCCCUGUUUACAAUGCAUCCCGGAGCAAUCUGACAAUCACGAUGGAGGACGACCGGCCAAUAUUCUUUGUCGAGAACUCAAGCGUCAGAAUUCAUAAACCAGAUGUCGCCCUCCAUGCCGGCACAGACAAACACGCUCCAAUUGUCGCACUUUGCAAAUUCUCGCGCAUGUCAGGAGACUCUAAGAUUGGCCUGGGCGACCCCAACAGACCCAAUGGAGUCAUAUGGGAAGAAUUGACAAGAAAAUCCUGGAACAAUUCAGAGUACCAGUGGAUAUUCAACUUUGGAGGACGCGAGCGUCGGCAACUUACCUGGAAACGCACCCACAGUGUGGGUGUAGGCAAUGACACGCCCAGCUUCGGCUCAUCUCGAAAUUUCAAACUCGUUGAUAGCCACACGAAUGAUAUCCUUGCCGUCUAUAAUAAUGCGGGAAUGUUCCAUUUCAACAAAUGCGGCAAGUUCCAGAUAAAUGUUAAUUAUGGAAGGGAAUUCGACACCAUGGUAUUCCUGACGGGGUUAGCGUUGUUGGAGAAGGCGCGCCGUAGGUCUCGCAACUCCUCAGGUGCUGCGGCAGGCGCAGCUAGUGCUGGAAGCUAAGACGAGGAUGUAUUUUUUGUUGUUCUUGACGAUACCCAGAUUGGAACGUUGUAUGUUGGAAUAUGCUAGCGUUGAUUACAUAUGUAUUUGGGAAAUCGAGUUUUCGCAAGCUCGAUAAGCUUUGCGUUUCGGUCAAAACUCCAUCAAUUGAUCAUAUGCUGUAAUGUUCUCACUUGCAACCAUGGUUCAUAAAGCGAAUAUCAGUGAUCAUCAAAAAGGCUUACUCUUCCUACUGUCUCGGACGACCGCGUUGGCGGGGUAAUGUAUAAAGUUAAAAUGCUACGCCUCAAGUUAGGCAGACUCAUUUAUAACUUGAUAUUAUUA
Messenger RNA from Talaromyces proteolyticus, 1348 nucleotides. RefSeq lists its product as uncharacterized. The record is from RefSeq and is a predicted model, not a curated record. Bases 380 to 1024 code for a protein of 214 amino acids. Lineage: Eukaryota; Fungi; Ascomycota; Eurotiomycetes; Eurotiales; Trichocomaceae. The transcript has a single exon.